Trypanosoma theileri is the source of this 957-nucleotide messenger RNA. RefSeq lists its product as uncharacterized. The record is from RefSeq and is a predicted model, not a curated record. The transcript has a single exon. Lineage: Eukaryota; Euglenozoa; Kinetoplastea; Trypanosomatida; Trypanosomatidae. The coding region runs from base 1 to 957 and encodes 318 amino acids.
AUGACUAAGGCUGUAAUGGUGAGGUGCUAUCUGCUCUGUUUAUUUACUCUUGCACUGUAUUGUGCUUCUGGGUUAGUAUGGGCUGAUAGUCCUAAAGCUUCUGAUGCCCUUAUUAAACCUUCCACUAUUGGUGUUCCUUCUCUUGUUCAUCACGUUAUUCAUGCGCAGGAAGCUUGGAUAGUGGAUAUAGAUGAAGAAGAUAAAGUGGUUCAGGAAGACGAAGCUGCCAAGAAAGAAACUGAGAAAGAGAAAAAAUCUCCUCAAAAAACUGAGAAAGACCUUCUCCGUGUGGUAACAGAUCCUGCCAAGGUUGCGGUUCCUGAAAAAGUAGAAGAGAGAGAUGGAGGUGGCGACUCUGUGAGAAGUGGUUUGGAAAAUGAAAAAGAAGGUCAAGUAAUAGACACAAAAGGCGAACACGGUGAGGAUUCUCCACCACCUCCUGCCGUUUCAGCUGAUCCAGCCCAAGGUGAUGGCGGUGUGAAUAAUCUGGAUUCCCAAGCUAACAAAGAUGAUAUUGGUGAGAAACGAACUGAUAGUGAAAGGAGGGAAUUAUCACAAACAAGUAUCAUCAAUCCUUUACAGGGUGAAAAUGCACAAGAGGAACUAAAUAAAAAACCUGAGAGAACACCUGUUACUCAAUCUCCCAGUGAUCCCAAUGGAAAUUCUGAAGUUCCACAGACCCCCAGUCCUAAGCCACAGGAACCAUCGUCAGUCAACCCACAAGGGAGUAUAGAAAAGGAGCACAACGUUCAGAGUAAUACUGCUAACACUGACAAUGCCAAUACACCCAUUAAUGAGGGAUCAACCACCACCACCACAACAACAACAACACUUCCUCCUGAACUCACAAACAACAAGAAGGGUGAUGCAGACAGCAGCAGCAGUAUCAGCAGUUCUGUGUGGGUGCGUGUACCAUUACUGAUUGUGGUUACACUGGCCUGUAUUCUUGUGUGCUGA